AUCAUCAAACUAACUAUGGAAAAGAAAAAUUUUCUUGAGAGAGACGACCUCGAGACUAUGUCCAUGGAGCCGCUUAGCCCAAUGUCACAGAUGCUAAGUUCGCCAAAUUUGUUCAUUGUGAUAACUUUUGGGUUUAAAACUAAAUGCAACCCAUCGGUCUUUGUUGAAGGCUUCAAGACCACACUGAUCAAUGCUCCCAGAUUUUCUAGCAAAAUGGUUAUUAACUAUAAGAAAAAUGGAGAACCGGUCUGGAUUCCUGUAAGCAUCCGAGUAGAAGAUCAUGUAACUGUUCCGGAUCUUGAUUACCCCAAUAUCGAAAAUCCUGAUCAGUUCCUAGAAGACUAUACUUCAAGAAUUGCUAAUAUUCCAAUGGACAUGUCUAAACCCCUUUGGGAACUCCAUUUACUCAACAUAAAGACAUCAAAUGCAGAAUCUGUUCUUCUAGCAAAAAUACAUCAUUCAGUUGGUGAUGGAAUGUCUCUUAUGUCUCUUUUGCUUGCUUGUUCAAGAAAAACAUCAGACCCUAGCGCACUAAUUUCUAAUUCCUCGGCCACAAAAAAACCCGUUAAAUCCAUGAUUUCGGCAUGGUGGUUGAUUGCUGGACUUUGGUUUAUGAUAAGAGUCACCUUCACCACCCUUGUUGAGUUUUUCAAGUUAAUGCUUACAACAUGUUUCUUGCGGGAUACCAAAAAUCCUCUAAUGGGAAACCCCGAGGAUGGAACUCAAUCUUGGAAGGUUGUCCAUCGGAUAAUAAGUUUUGAUGAUGUCAAAUUAGUGAAGAACACAAUGAACAUGAAGGUGAAUGAUGUCCUUCUUGGAAUGACCCAAGCAGGUCUUUCAAGAUAUUUGACUACAAAAUAUGAUGGAUAUACAAUGGCCCAGAAGAAAAAAAUCUUGGAAAAAAUCCGUUUUCGUGGAGCUGUAGCUAUAAACCUAAGACCAGCAACGAAUAUAGAGGAUUUGGCUAAUAUGAUGACGAAGGGAUCAAAGUGUAGGUGGGGAAACUUCAUAGGAACUAUUAUAUUUCCAUUAUGGAUAAAAUCAGAGAACGAUCCUUUGGAGUACGUACGAAGAGCCAAAGCUACUAUGGAUAGGAAGAAAAUAUCACUAGAAGCAUUCCUUUUCUAUGGAAUCAUUAAAUUCACCUUGAAUUUUUUGGGGGGAAAGUCAGUAGAAGCUUUUGGAAAGAGGAUUUUUGGUAACACAUCAUUGGCAUUUUCAAAUGUGAAAGGUCCCGACGAAGAAAUAAGUUUAUUUGGCCAUCCAAUCUCUUAUGUCGCAGGAAGUGCAUUAGUUGGAUCACAAGCUCUCAAUAUCCAUUUCAUAAGCUACGUAAACAAGAUUAUCAUCAAUCUAGCUGUGGAUACAACGACAAUUCCAGAUCCUCAUCAGUUAUGUGAUGAAAUUGUAGAAGCGCUUAAGAUCAUCAAAUCAGCAGUACAGGAGAAAAGAUCUCAUAAGAUGGAGGUGUGAAGCAUGUUAUCGGAUGUUUAGCCCCUGCAGUUCUCCAAUAUAUAAUUAUGAAGUCUUUUAUUUUUGAAUAAAUUCGUUAAUGUUAUGAAUAUUGUGGUGAUGCCCAUUAUGAAAAGUCUUUAAUAUAUUUGUUUCCCAAAUUUUACUUAUUUUUCAAAUUAAACUUUGUCUCAAAGUUAUUGUACUCUAACUAUAUAAAUAAUUCAUUAUU
Molecule: messenger RNA, 1684 nt
Organism: Brassica oleracea var. oleracea
Lineage: Eukaryota; Viridiplantae; Streptophyta; Magnoliopsida; Brassicales; Brassicaceae
Product: O-acyltransferase WSD1
Exons: 7
Coding region: 16-1473 (485 amino acids)
Biological process (GO): triglyceride biosynthetic process
Cellular component (GO): plasma membrane
Molecular function (GO): diacylglycerol O-acyltransferase activity; long-chain-alcohol O-fatty-acyltransferase activity
Source: RefSeq, a predicted model, not a curated record